ACGUCCCCAUUCACCCAGUUCAUUGUCCCCAGAGACCACAACAGGGGAAACUUGACUUCUCACCCAACCACUAUUGACUCCACGAAAAAAAAAAAAAAAACAAGCACCACACUAAUAAUCCCAAACACUGGCAGUGACGGAACACCCACCAAAAUGCUCCGCACCCUCCUCCUCAUCCUCAAAACCCUCCACCUAACCCUCCAUCAAGUCACCACCCACAUCGCCCUCGCGCUCACCCCGCGCCUCCACCGCCUAACCUAUCGCACCGUCCGGGACCCGAAGAACAUCGUCGUCAUCGGCGCCUCCUUCGCCGGCUACCACGCCGCCCGGGUUCUCGCCUCCACCCUCCCGACGGGCUACCGCGUUGUCGUCAUCGAGCGGAACUCCCAUUUCCAACUCACGUGGGUCCUGCCUCGGUUCUGUGUUGUGGCUGGCCACGAACACAAGGCUUUCAUCCCCUACAGGGGGUAUCUUGCGCCCGUGGCGGAGGGGGCGUAUACAUGGAUUACUGGGGCGGUGAGGAGGAUUGUUCUCGAGUCUGGUGCGGGAGAGGGGAAAGUCGUGCUGGAGGAGUCGGGCGAGGAGAUUGCGUUUGAGUAUUUGGUUGUGGCGACGGGGGCAGUGGCUGCGGGGUUACCGUCGCGGGUUGGUGGGAGGACAAAAGAAGAGGGGAUGGUGAUGCUGAGCGACGAGCAGGAGAGGACUCGGACCGCGCGGGAUGUGGUGGUGCUUGGGGGUGGCGCGGCGGGUGUGGAGAUGGCCGGGGAUGUGAAGGAGCGGUAUCCCGAAAAGAAUGUUACGUUGGUGCACUCGAGGAAGAGGUUGUUGAAUCGAGGGCAUGGGGAAGGGUUGAGUCGGAGCGCGUUGGAUGGGUUGCAGGCGCUGGGGGUGAAGGUGUUGUUGGGGGAGAGGGUGGUGAUGGACGACCAGCCGGAGCGAAUGGAAGAGGUCAAGUUGGAGUCAGGUCAAGUGGUGAAGUGUGAUUGCUUGGUAGGUUGGGCGUAUGUACUCUUGAGCGAGGAGCUGGCUGACGGUUGUAGAUCAAAUGCGUCGGGCAAAGGCCAAACUCAGGCUUGGUGGCAGAGGUGUCGCCUUCGUCCAUCGCUGAGUCAGGGCACAUCCGCGUCCGCCCUACGUUGCAGCUUGUGGAUAAGGCCUGCAGUCGGAUAUACGCAGCUGGAGAUGUGGUUGAGGUGGAUGCGGUGCAGAAUGCUCGUGGCGCAUUUCAGCAGGCGGAGGUGGUUGCAAAGAACAUCGUGCGAGCAAUCAAGGGCAAGACUCUUUUCGAGUACCAUCCAAAGUGGUGGGAAGGUGCGACAAAGUUGACGCUUGGUCU
Messenger RNA from Aspergillus brunneoviolaceus CBS 621.78, 1336 nucleotides. Its product is annotated as FAD/NAD(P)-binding domain-containing protein. The transcript has a single exon. The coding region runs from base 154 to 1326 and encodes 390 amino acids. Gene Ontology annotation, molecular function: flavin adenine dinucleotide binding; electron-transferring-flavoprotein dehydrogenase activity. Gene Ontology annotation, cellular component: cytoplasm. Lineage: Eukaryota; Fungi; Ascomycota; Eurotiomycetes; Eurotiales; Aspergillaceae. The record is from RefSeq and is a predicted model, not a curated record.